Molecule: messenger RNA, 1794 nt
Organism: Prunus armeniaca (apricot)
Lineage: Eukaryota; Viridiplantae; Streptophyta; Magnoliopsida; Rosales; Rosaceae
Source: the annotation of a GenBank genome assembly
AUGUCGUCGAUGGCCAAGAUCACUCGUACUAGUCAACAGAUCAACGGCCAUAUUUUGCCCCACCCCUGUCCCCACCUGGCCGAGUUCCGGGCCAAGAACGGCUCCAAGCCCUUCCGAGCAUUACAGGACUGUCUCCGAGUCAAGCCGCCGGGUGGCCGAGCUUCCAUCCGCCGCGAUCCCAAGGAGUUACCCCGCUGCGGCGCUUGCGGCGAGUCCGCGUGUCCGAGGCUCUACGCCUGCAUCACGUGCGCCGCUGUGCACUGUCACGUGCCUUCCGGACCCUCCCAUGCGGCUGCUCACGCCUAUUUGAUGCCUCCGGGUCACGAGAUCGCCGUCGACGUGGAUCGAGCCGAGCUCUUCUGCUGCGCCUGCAGGGACCAAGUCUAUGACCGCGACUUCGACGCAGCAGUUGUCCUGGCUCAGACCGCUGCGUCGACCCUGACCUCCUCGGACACGUCAGCGAUCCAACAGUACGCGCCGGAGAAUCUCCGGAAACGACGCCGUAUCGAUUACAAGCCGUGGAUUCCGGAUCUGAGAGAGAAAUACUUGGUGGGGAAGAAUUCGAGUCCCUUGAACGGCAACGUCUCGGAUUUGCCUUGGGGAUUGCGCGGGCUCAACAAUUUGGGGAACACGUGUUUUAUGAACUCGGUUCUUCAGGCAUUGCUCCAUACGCCGCCGUUGCGGAACUACUUCCUCAGCGAUCGGCACAACCGCUACUUUUGCCAGAAGAAGAGCAAUGCCGAUAAUACCAGUAAGAAAACUGCCGCCAAUAAUAAUGAAAGUGGCGGGAACAAGAGUGCUGCGCGCAUGUGCUUGGCUUGCGACAUGGACGCCGCAUUCUCGGCUGUGUUUUCAGGGGAUCGGACACCCUAUAGCCCUGCAAAGUUCUUGUACAGUUGGUGGCAGUACGCGGCGAAUUUGGCAAGUUAUGAACAGCAGGAUGCGCAUGAGUUCUUCAUUUCUAUGCUUGAUGGGAUUCAUGAGAAGGUGGAUAAGGAUCAGCGGAAACCUGAGAGCCAAGGCAAUGGAGAUUGUUGUGUUGCUCAUAGGGUUUUUUCUGGUAUCUUGCGAUCUGAUGUUAUGUGCAUGGCCUGUGGUUUUACAUCUACAACAUAUGACCCAUGUGUGGACAUCUCACUGGAUUUGGAACCUAACCAAGGAGGUUCUGCAAAGACAAUGUCCACGAAGUCAAGUUAUUCUUGCAACGGCGAGGCAGAUUGCAUGAAUUCCAGCCAAAACUGUGGGGUAUCUACCCUUAUGGGAUGCUUGGACCGUUUUACACGACCUGAGAGAUUGGGCUCUGACCAGAAAUUUUUUUGCCAGCAGUGUCAGGUGAGGCAGGAGUCUCUCAAGCAAAUGUCAAUAAGAAAGCUUCCUUUGGUUUCAUGCUUCCAUAUAAAACGAUUUGAGCAUUCUUCAGUGAGGAAGAUGUCAAGGAAGGUUGACCGUUAUUUGCAGUUCCCAUUUUCACUAGACAUGGCACCUUAUCUGUCAUCUUCCAUCUUGAGGAGUAGAUUUGGAAAUAGGAUUUUGCCAUUUGGAGGGAAUGACCCAGAUGCUUCAAACGAAUUAUGCUCAGAGUUUGAAUUGUUUGCUGUGAUCACUCACACGGGCAAGCUAGAUGCAGGCCAUUAUGUAACUUACUUGCGAUUAAGUAAUCAAUGGUACAAGUGCGACGAUGCUUGGAUCACACAAGUUAAUGAGAAUAUUGUGAGGGCAGCACAAGGCUACAUGAUGUUUUAUGUACAGAAAAUGCUAUUUUACAAGGCAAGCGAGAAACGGGGUCCUGCAUGA